AAAAUAAAAACAGGUUAAUCCCGAUGCCGUACCCUUCAUGUGUUCAUGAAUAAGAGGAGAGAGUGAGAGAUCGUUGAUCGAGUUAAUUGAUUGAAUCAAAACAAUAGAACCGAAUAGAAUUAAUGUAGGGAGUGUAGAUUCAGCAAUGAAAGGCGUCUCCUUGGCGCCUGGAGAUUACAUCCACUUCAAGUCCCAAGUCCCCCUUCACAAGAUACCUAUUGGCACAAAGCAAUGGCGAUAUUAUGAUUUUGGUCCCAAAGUAGUUCCUCCUCUCAUAUGUCUUCCUGGAAUUGCAGGGACAGCAGAUAUCUACUAUAAACAGAUCAUGUCCUUGUCCAUGAAGGGCUACCGGGUGAUUUCUGUUGAUAUUCCCCAGGUUUGGAAUCAUCAAGAGUGGAUUCAAAGUUUUGAGAAGUUCUUGGAUGUCAUCAAUGUUCAUCAUAUACAUUUAUAUGGUACAUCUCUAGGAGGAUUCCUAGCUCAACUUUUUGCUCAACAUCGUCCAAGACGGGUUAAAUCCUUAAUUCUAUCAAAUGCAUUUUUGGAGACACGCAGUUUUGCAGCAGCAAUGCCUUGGGCACCUAUUGUUGGUUGGAGCCCAUCUUUUUUGUUGAAACGAUUUGUCUUAACAGGAAUUCGUGAUGGUCCUCAUGAACCUUUUAUUGCUGAUUCUGUGGACUUUGUUGUUUCUCAGGUUGAAACGCUGUCAAGAGAUGACUUGGCAUCCAGAUUGACUUUGACAGUAGAUACUGCAACAGUUGAACCUCUUCUACUUUCGGAUUCAUUUAUUACUAUAAUGGAUACAAACGACUACUCUGCAAUUCCUCAACAACUCAAAGAUCAGCUGAGUGAGAGGUAUCCAGGUGCAAGGCGAGCUUAUCUGAAAACAGGAGGUGAUUUCCCAUUUCUUUCCCGUCCAGAUGAAGUCAACCUACAUCUUCAGCUACACCUGAGACAAGUUGGAGUUGAAGCUCGGCCAGAUUUGGUUCAGAGCAUCCCAAAAGGUGGCACCGGUGGGAGCCCUAGCAAAGAAAGUGACAAAAAGAAGGAUCCAGAUGACCAACCUAAAGAUAAUGGAGGCAACCCUGAAAGUACAUCUGAAGAAAGCCAGUUACCUCCUAGUUCAGAAAUUCACAGCCUUGAUGAUCAGCUCCUUAGCGAUGCAAAAAUAUGUUCCAUGGGUCAUAAAGAUGCAAUUAUUUUGAUGCAGUCUCAAUACACUGUAGUCAAUAGAAUCCUUCAAUCAGCUUGUGAGUUAUUUAUUUUCUCUUUGCUUCCCAUUUAUGUUGAGUCAUCGUACGUUACUUCAAAUAAUGUUUGGAAAUUCAGACAACUGAUGUAAGUAGCAUAGAACAUAGUAGCACUUUCUUCUCCAUUGUUGUUCAUACAAGCAAACUGUUGCAGAGCCGCUCGAGUUUUCCAUUGACAGUGUUGUACCUGUUUUGUUAUUAAAGUUAUUGCUAUUUAAUUCAGAUAAUUUUUUUCAUAAA
Messenger RNA from Gossypium raimondii (Peruvian cotton), 1490 nucleotides. RefSeq lists its product as uncharacterized. The coding region runs from base 146 to 1342 and encodes 398 amino acids. The record is from RefSeq and is a predicted model, not a curated record. The transcript is spliced from 8 exons. Lineage: Eukaryota; Viridiplantae; Streptophyta; Magnoliopsida; Malvales; Malvaceae.